Molecule: messenger RNA, 1498 nt
Organism: Trematomus bernacchii (emerald rockcod)
Lineage: Eukaryota; Metazoa; Chordata; Actinopteri; Perciformes; Nototheniidae
Gene: gclm
Product: glutamate-cysteine ligase, modifier subunit
Exons: 7
Coding region: 134-964 (276 amino acids)
Biological process (GO): glutathione biosynthetic process
Cellular component (GO): glutamate-cysteine ligase complex
Molecular function (GO): glutamate-cysteine ligase catalytic subunit binding; enzyme regulator activity
Source: RefSeq, a predicted model, not a curated record
UCAACACACUGCAAGUCAUCCUGACUACAGUUUUUUUUAUAACAGUUGUAUAAGUACAGUUGUGUGCUCGCCAGCUCUUACUCAGCAGUUUUACACUGACAAGCCACCUUUCAGCUCGCCACCGAAACACCACAUGGAUCCUCAGAACAACAUGGAAAAUGAGGCAAAGAUGUUCCUGAGCCACGCGAAGACUCUCAGGCUGCACACCGGGAAUAUAGUCAACCGAAGCCGGCUGAAAAAGAAGUGUCCGUGCUCCCCCAGCGAAGAGCUUCAAGACUGCAUUCAAGCUGCACUGAGUGAUUGGAAGGCUGCCACAAAACCGCCAUCCAAUGACUUCCCCGACACGCUGGACUGCUCCAUCCCGCAGCCGACAGACGCCAUCCCCCCCGAAGAGAGGGAGGAGCUGAGGGUCUCAGUGAAGCUGUUCCUGUGCGAGGCGGGUGAAUCCUCCAUCAGAGACGCCGUGGAGAUGGCCUGUCAGACGCUGGCGGUGUCGCAGCUGGACUCCGUCAUCAUCGCCCCGACGUGGCCCCUGGCUGAGGGGGAGAACCAGAGCUUGGCCCACCUGCAGCCGGCCUGGGAGGAGCUGGAGUCUCUGGUCCGGAGCCAGAGGAUCGCUGCCAUCGGCACCUCGGACCUGGACAAAGACCUGCUGGAGCAGCUCUACACCUGGGCUCAGGUGAAGCCCAGCAGUAACCAGGUGAACCUGGCCUCCUGCUGUGUGAUGCCUCCAGACCUCACUGCCUUCGCUAAGGAGUUCGACAUCCAGCUGCUCACACACAACGACCCCAAAGAGCUCAUGUCAGCGGCCACCUUCCAGGAGGCGGUGCAGGAGGGAACGCAGGAUCUGAGCGCCGCCAUCUGGAGGCUGGAGUGGGUUCUGCGCUACUCCAUCAUCGUGAAGAGCCGGGGAAUCAUCAAGGCUAAAGGCUACCUGGUCAGUGCGGGGAAGGGGAGUCAGUAGCACCACCACCACCACAGAAGAAGAAGAAGACAUGGAUGAAGCCAUUUUCCUCCUUUCCCAUUGACAUAAACACAAGUCACAGCUCUGAAUAAUGGAUGCCGCCAAUCAAACAGUCCCAAAAGUCAUUGUUUAUCCUACAGAGAAGCAUCAAGUAUGAUUCAUUUGAACUGCAUUCAUUCCCAGUGAGAUCAAGAGACUGUGAAGACUUCAGCAGAUUAGAGUCAAUGCUGCUUUUAACAUGAAAAAAUGGUGGUUGCUAAAUGUUUAUGAUCGUUCCUUAACCUAUUUCUGACUGUCAGUGCCUCUCGUCUACUUUCUCUCUGUCCUCACACCUGCUUCGUCUCAACUGCGUCUGGUGAAUGUACCUAAAGGUAGAGAUGUAUUGUUUUGUACCACAGAGUGAUUCCACACACAUGAGGAACAACUCUGAUUUAAUUCAUGCUAUAGAGUGCCACAGUGACGCGUCCUAAAACCCGGAAGUAAGUUAGCAUUUUUUCCGGUUCCUUCGACAAAAAGCAAUUCAAUUUCUCCAUA